Cutaneotrichosporon cavernicola is the source of this 1077-nucleotide messenger RNA. RefSeq lists its product as uncharacterized. The transcript has 2 exons. The record is from RefSeq and is a predicted model, not a curated record. Gene Ontology annotation, molecular function: zinc ion binding; alcohol dehydrogenase (NADP+) activity. Lineage: Eukaryota; Fungi; Basidiomycota; Tremellomycetes; Trichosporonales; Trichosporonaceae. The coding region runs from base 1 to 1077 and encodes 358 amino acids. Gene Ontology annotation, biological process: alcohol metabolic process.
AUGUCCGCCGACAUUCCCGCCAAGUUCACCGGCCAUGCUGCCAUGGGACCACAGGACGAGAACAAGUUUAACCUCAAGGAGCACGCCUACACGCCCCGCAAGUUCGACGACGACGACAUCAUCCUCAAGAUUGAGUGCUGCGGCAUCUGUGGUACCGAUGUCCACGUUAUCACUUGCGGCUGGGAGAACCACGGCCGCUUCCCAGCCAUUGUGGGCCACGAGAUCGUUGGCCGCGUCGUUAAGGCUGGACCGAAGUCUGGGCACAAGGUUGGCGACCGCGUGGGUUACGGAGCUGAGUGCGGUUCGUGCCGCAAGUGCGCCAACUGCACGCACGAUCUCGAGAACUACUGCCUCAAUGGCAACCGCGGGACGUACCAGGGCAAGACGAACGACUCUGUCCAGCCCUUCACGCAGGGUGGGUACGCAGACUACUACCAGGCUUCGGGACACUUUGCCAUUCCGAUCCCUGACGAGCUCGACAGUGCUGUCGCGGCGCCAAUGCUCUGCGCCGGUGUGACUGUCUACUCGCCUCUUAAGCGCUGGGGCGCCAGCCCAGGUAAGAAGGUCGGUGUCGUUGGUAUUGGUGGUCUCGGCCACCUCGGUGUGCAGUUCUCUACGGCUCUUGGUGCGGACACGUAUGCCAUCUCGCACUCGAACUCGAAGGCAGCGGACUCGGUCAAGCUCGGCGCCACGGGCUUUAUUGCGGCUGCCGACAAGGAGGCCGUCCUCGCCGAGCACCGCAACACGUUCGACAUCCUCCUCGUCACUUCGUACCAGGACGACAUGCCUCUUUCCGAUUUCUACCUCCCUCUCCUCAAGAUCGGAGGCAACAUCAUCAUUGUCGGCCUUCCCAACUCUGGUCUCCCCAAGGUCCCCGGCCGUGCCCUCUUCGGCAAGUCGCUCUCGGGAUCGCUCAUUGGCUCGCCAGCUGAGCUGCGCGACAUGUUCAAGCUCGCUGUUGAGAAGGGAGUCACGACUUGGGUCGAGACUCGUCCUAUGAAGGACGCCAACCAGGCCCUCGACGACUUUGCCGCGGGCAAGGCCCGCUACCGCUACGUCCUUGUGAAUGACAACUAG